Messenger RNA from Venturia canescens, 2279 nucleotides. RefSeq names its product solute carrier family 23 member 2. Gene Ontology annotation, cellular component: membrane. Gene Ontology annotation, biological process: transmembrane transport. NCBI's taxonomy places the organism in Eukaryota, Metazoa, Arthropoda, Insecta, Hymenoptera, Ichneumonidae. The record is from RefSeq and is a predicted model, not a curated record. Gene Ontology annotation, molecular function: transmembrane transporter activity. The transcript is spliced from 3 exons. The coding region runs from base 404 to 2125 and encodes 573 amino acids.
GCUAUGGACCAUGAAAACCGUACUGAAUUAUGGCAGGCCAGAAUGAGAGAAUUAUCGGGGGCGAUAGCGGUCUCUGCUUUGUUUCAAGUGAUCAUUGGAUUCGGAGAAAAGUCGAUAUAUCGAACGGACGUUCGAUCACCGAUCAUCGCAUCCAAGGCAGACCGAUCUACGUCAAGAUUCAACCCAAAAUACGACUGGAAACAGAGCGGAAGAAAUUCAACACGACAACGAAUCUGAACAUCAUGCUAGCGAUCAUCUUACUGUGUGCGAGCGCAAUAGCAGUCGUAGGAGGGAUCGAGUCGUCGGUAAUCAAUGAAUAUCGAAUCAACAAUUUUCAAACAUCGCCAGAAAUAUACUUCGAGGAAAUAGGAUCAUUAUAUUUGGUAAAAGGAAAGUAAUCCACAUGGAUCUACACUAUAUGGAAAGAAAAGCAGACGUUUUAUUCAAAACACUAGAAACUUUGGAAAAAUUAUGCAACAAAACGACUGACGAUUCACUAUGUUCCACCGUAGACAGCACAUUAAAACCGUUAUUGAAGAAAGUCAGUUCCUCAAUAACAGCGAUAUACAACUUCGUAGGCACAGGAGAAAGUAGAAACAAAAGAGGAUUAAUUAACGGUCUAGGAACAGUAAUCAAAGCAAUGACUGGGAAUCUCGACCAAGAUGACGCAGAAAAAAUAGAUAAAAACAUUGACGACAUAAUAACAAGACAAAAAACUGACGAAGAUAUGUUAAAAGAAAAUGUACAAAUUCUACAAUCUACACUAAAACUCUACAACGAAUCUACUUCCGAAAUAAUAGACAAAAUGGACAAUUUAAUGCAUAUGAUAGAAAGAAUUAAAAACACGGUAGAAGGUCAAUUUUCAACAAUAAAAAGGAAACAAAUGAUAGACGAAAAUAUAAACAUAUUUACAGCGACAGUCGAAGCUUUUACAAGCGACGUAAAUCAACUAGCAAACUUUUUAACAGAAAUUUACAAGGGAACAAUAAACCCUACGGUAAUUUCACCCAAACAAUUGGCCGACUAUCUAAUAGAAGCAACUCCCUACAUUCCUAAAGGAUUAAACUUUCCAACAAACGUUAAGAGUAGUGAAAUGACUAACUUACUGAAAACAGCAGAAAUCACUAGCUAUACAGCAAAACUACGAUUUGUUCUAAUCAUAAAAUUCCCUUUAAUCGAAAGUUCAAUUUUGAAAGUCAACAAAGUCUACCCACUACCUACGAAAAUCAAUGAAAAUCAGUUCCAAUUCAUAGAAACUACAUCUAAAAUAAUAAUCGUUGACAACUACAAAAGAAUGUAUAUAACAAUGUCUGAAGAAGAUUUAAACAAAGCCAGAAAAGUCGACAAUAUCUAUUAUUACAAACCUAAACAGUCACUACAAACAAUAAACGGCAAUACGCCAUGCGAAAUAGCGAUUUAUUUAGGAAAUAAUCCCGAAAAACUAUCAUGUAAUCAACGAAUUGUAAAACUCGAGAAAACAUUAAUAAUCGCACUAGAAAAAGAAGGUAGAUGGCUAUUCGUAGCGCCAAAACCCGAAAGCGUAAGAAUAGAUUGUAAAAAUAAAUCUCCGACACACGAAAUAAUCCACAAUACAGGAUUACUGGCUUUGGACGGAGAAUGUUCCGCCACAUCGAUAAAUUUUCAAUUGUUAUCUUUAAACGAACUACGACAACACGAAUUUAUAACAUUUAUACCACUAUAUAAUCUAACAAAUGCGAUUGGAAUGGUAAACGCUAAUCACUCAAUUUUCGAUUACAGCGUACCAUCAAAAGUAAUUAUCAAUCCACUAGAAACGAACGCAUUAGGAGAAAGAAUCGAAAUCCUUAAGAAAAAACUAGAUGAAGAACCAAAUAUUUGGGCACAUCCCUAUCACAUAAUCGGAAAUUAUUCUAUAAGUGCCAUUAGCAUGACUAUGAUCAUUUUAAUAAUCAUCAUAUUAACAAUUUUCAAAGCUAAACAUUGUCAACGAAUUCGAUUAAUACAACAAACUAAUGAUAUCGAACUAGCCCCGACUUUCGUGGCAAGACCAAAAAUUAUAAAAGAACUCGCAUCUGAAUCUACUAACGACAAAAUUGUCAUCAGAAAAGCAAAAUCGAAAAACGCAAACAAAAAUGGCUCAUUGUAACCUCAAAAAAAAAACUUACAUUAAACAGGGAACUAGAAAAAAGGAACUAGAAAACAAACAUAACUACGAAAUGAUUCAAAUUUAAUUAUUUUAUUCCGUGCGAAAAAGUAGCCAAAAUGAAUUUCGUCUCCCGAAGGGGGGAGGGAUGUUGUGC